Molecule: messenger RNA, 927 nt
Organism: Capsella rubella
Lineage: Eukaryota; Viridiplantae; Streptophyta; Magnoliopsida; Brassicales; Brassicaceae
Product: glutathione S-transferase T3-like
Exons: 1
Coding region: 1-927 (308 amino acids)
Source: RefSeq, a predicted model, not a curated record
AUGGAUCCUUACAAUCCUUUUCAUCAUUCAUCAAGUAAUCUUGAUCAUCAGUCAUCAAGCUAUCUUGAUCUUCUUCAGAGUCAAGUAGAAGGUCAACAGCAGGAAAACUCUUGUUAUGAGAGUUUUCCUCAUGCCUUCAAUCUAGCUUCAGAACACAAUAUUUCCUUCUCACAACCUUCUGACCACACCCCUGCUUCUCAAGACACACCUGACAACCGCAAAGAGAGGAAGAAAUGGAUCCCCUCUGAUGAUGAAGUUCUGAUAUCCGCUUGGCUGAAUACUUCGAAGGACAACAUUGUGGGGAAUCAACAGAAAGGAGGUUGCUUUUGGAAGAGGGUGGGGGAGUACUAUGCAGCUUCUCCAAAGUCCUCAGAGAGAGGUGAAGAGGCCCUGAAGGUUAAUUGUAAGCAACGGUGGCAUAAAAUUAAUGACUUUGUAAACAAGUUCUGUGCUGCUUACUCAACUGCUGAGAGACAAAAUACUUCUGGCCACUCACAAAAUGACGUUCUCAGGGUGGCACAUGAGAUCUACCAUUCCGACCACAAGUUAAGAUUCAACAUGGAACACUGUUGGUGUCUUCUUAGGUAUGAACAGAAGUGGCUGUCUCUUAAUAUGGGGAAUACUUCUACACCUAAAGGGUCAACAAAGAGGAAGCCAGCUGAAGAAGCAUCGCAAGAGGCAAGUAGCAAUGUCCAAGACACUGAGAUGAGGCCUGAGGGUGUGAAGGCUGCUAAGACUAAAAAGAUUAGUGCUCAAGGAAAGGCCCUAGCUGAUUAUAAAAGCAUGUGGGAGAUAAAGAAAGAGGAGAUGGCUGAAACAGAAAAACUCCAAAAACUUGCUAUCUUAGAUACCCUUCUGGCUAAGAAGGAACCCCUAAGUGCUUCUGAUGAAGCUAUCAAGGACAAGAUAGUUAAUCAGUAUUUCUGA